Rhopalosiphum maidis (corn leaf aphid) is the source of this 1140-nucleotide messenger RNA. RefSeq lists its product as uncharacterized. Lineage: Eukaryota; Metazoa; Arthropoda; Insecta; Hemiptera; Aphididae. Bases 1 to 1140 code for a protein of 379 amino acids. The record is from RefSeq and is a predicted model, not a curated record. The transcript has 3 exons.
AUGAGUGGUCAUGUUGGAGGACUACAAGUUAAAGUAAAGGAGCUCUACCCAAAAGCAUUAUUUGUCCAUUAUUUUAGCCAUUCAUUAAAUCUUGUACUUUCACAAUCAGCAUCAAAUAAAAAAGACUAUAGGAUUUUUUUUCAAAUACUAACUGGUAUGGGAUCAUUUUUUACUAAAUCUUCUAAACGUACACAUGCAUUAUCUAAUUUUACAAGAAAAAAAAUGCCAAAAAAUGCGCCGACUAGAUGGAAUUUUUCUUCUCGCUUAGUAAAUACAGUUCACGAAUACAAUUCAUAUUUCAUAGAGUUUUUUCAACACGUAUUAGAUAAUUCUAAUGAUUGGGAUAAUGAAGCGAUAGUAUUAUCUCAAGGGUUCAUCAAUUUUUUAGAUAGUCGACAAACAUACUUUUUGCUAAUAGUAUUUAGUAAAAUAUUUAGUUUGACUGAUAUUUUAUAUGAAGUAUUACAAACUAAACGUUUAGAUAUUUUAUACUGUGUGAAAAAAAUUGAAGAAACUAAAUGCCAACUGCAAAAUUAUAAGUUAAAUCUAUUUGAAAAAUUAUGGGAAACAGUUCUAUCAGAUAAAGGCGAUUUUGAACUACAGUGUAAAAUUCGUAACCCGGAAACAUUUUACAAAGUACUUUUUAAUGAAAUAUUUGAUAACAUAUUGACAAAUUUGCAAGCGCGAUUUGGUUCUUUAAAUAAAUUUGAAUUUUUAUCAUUAAUUGACCCAAAAUUUUUAAAUACUAAUCCAUAUGAUUUAGUCAAAAAAAUUAAGAUGAAUGAUUUAAUAUCGGCGUUCCAAGAAGUAUUUAAACUCAGUCAACUAAUUUUAACUAUUCCCAGUACAACAGCUUCAGUUGAACGUUCUUCUUUGGCAUUAAAACGUAUCAAAUCGUAUCAAAGAUCUACACAAGGGCAAGCAAGACUAAGUAGCCAAAAAGAAGCCAAACUAAAGGCGUUAAUUAUGGUUAACGAACUUGAGGACAAAUAUAGUGAAAUUUCAGUAACACCUUCAAGAAAUGUUUUGCCUAUUCAAACAAUAACUAUGAAUAUUCUAGUACUAGUACACCAUCAUCAAUUGCAUACAGUAUGUCAGAUAAUCAAAGUACGACCUCACCAGAUUUAUUUUAACUACUAA